UCUACCCUCAUUUUCGUUCUCAGACUAUUCCGAAAAGAUGUCGAUGACGACGAUGGGUGUUGCAGGUAACAUGGGUAUUCCUGAACUCCGGCAAAUUCUGAAAGAGCGAUACAGAAUUGCUAAUAACAUGAAAAGCUGCUCGGCUGAGAUGAAAGAGACCAAGAACUCAUCCUUGUUUGGAUCCUUGGAGUACUCUCUUUCACAAAGACUGAUCGACGAGAGUAAAGCUCUUAUGCCGGAGAUGAUCAAUAUUCUGGAUAAGACGAACAACAAUGAUCAUCAAAAGCCCACAAAAGCAACAAAGCAAAAUUCCGGUGUGGAUUUGAAGCUUCAGCGAGCUAAGAAGGUGAAGGAAUCGCGUGAUUACUCUUUCUUGUUAUCAGAGACUUCAGAAGUUCCGAAGAUUUCAAAAGCGUCACCACCAAUGUCUAUUCCUAAAGCUGAUGGUAAUGGGAUCCCAAAGAAGAGUCAUGAUAAGGCGUCUUCUCUGAAACCAAAGAAGAGUGGUGAUGAUAACAACAAGUCCAAAGUCUCCUCGGCAAAGUCAGAGUCUUUUUCGAAAGAUUCAGUUCUGGUUUCUGGUUCAGAGAGUUUGAAGUCUCGGCCUCGUGAGAACAUGGUGACAAAGUCACAAGUUUCAUCUGCAAAGCGAAGCUUGAACCCGAAACAAGCAGAGCUCUGUAACACAAAAGUGAUGCCGAAAAAGGAAGGUCCUUGCCUGAAGAAAAAAAUGAUCAAGAAACGCCGAGUCGAAGAGGACUUGGGGGAUGAUGGCAAUGUAGACUUUUCUUCACUAAUCCAAGAUAUUAUGGGGAGAAGAGGAAAGAGGCAAUACAGGAAUUAUGGUGACGACGGCGAUGAUCGUGCUAUGGUGUCUGGCUUUAUUGAUAUUCUGAAAGAAGAGAGGAGGAGUGCAGAGAUUGCGAGGAAGGAGGAUGCAAUAGAGGCUCUAAGGCUUGAGCAAGAAGCCAAAGAAGAGAGGUUGAGCAUAGCAAAGAAGCAGAAGUUGAAGAAUUAGAUGUUAGGAUUUGACUUCGUAGUGCAAUUUGUAA
Molecule: messenger RNA, 1052 nt
Organism: Rosa rugosa (rugosa rose)
Lineage: Eukaryota; Viridiplantae; Streptophyta; Magnoliopsida; Rosales; Rosaceae
Exons: 1
Coding region: 38-1018 (326 amino acids)
Biological process (GO): regulation of DNA-templated transcription; nucleosome assembly
Cellular component (GO): nucleolus
Molecular function (GO): DNA binding; histone binding
Source: RefSeq, a predicted model, not a curated record